Messenger RNA from Suillus fuscotomentosus, 786 nucleotides. RefSeq lists its product as uncharacterized. Bases 1 to 786 code for a protein of 261 amino acids. The transcript has 4 exons. NCBI's taxonomy places the organism in Eukaryota, Fungi, Basidiomycota, Agaricomycetes, Boletales, Suillaceae. The record is from RefSeq and is a predicted model, not a curated record.
AUGGCCAGCAUCCCAUAUACCAGCAUCCGCGAAGUUCUUAGAGCGCCUUCAAUGAACACUCACAGAGGAUCCAGUCCUGAUCUUCACCAUGUAGCACAUAUGGCUGACCAUAUCCUGGCUAAAACCAUGCUACCGGACAGCUCCGAGCCAUCCAAAUCGGACGAGCGACAUCAUGACUCCGAUGUCCCAUUGUAUGCACCUCCAUCUCUUCCCUCCGUAACCCGCCACAUGCCUUGUUAUGCAAUGCGCUCGGCCAAAAGAUUCCGGCCUGCAACGUCAUGUCAUGAUACUCCCAGUGCACUAGAGCUCCGAUUUGUUGAAAGACAUUUAGGGAAGUACUCUGGCGAGACUGAUAUGAGUAUGAUAGAUGUCCAGAAGGGUUUCGAUGUCUUCAAUCGUGGCAUUGAUGCUUUGCCUGACAGCGCCGUCCCUUGGGAGCUCGAGACAACCGAACGACAUGCUAUUCUUCUCCAAGCGCUUCUGUUGAACGACGCCAAGAAGUAUGCUGAUAGCGUAGCGGAAGCUUCCUUCUUUGAGAAGCUUUUGGUCAAACGUAGUAGGAAUCAACUCGAAGAUGACGCGGACUUUGGCAUUGCUGCGUAUACUCAUGAUUUCAUGGAAUACACUGUUGCAGAUAGCCAACUUGAACAACUGGAGGGUGUUGCCGAUAAGCGCAACUUGUCACUACCCUUCGAUGAUCCAGCUCCUGAAGAUCGCUUGAAGACAUGCUUGGACACCAUUCUUACAGAUAGUACGGAUGGUCCUAUGUCCCAGUUGGCUGUCUGA